GCUACUCACACGCUUUCAGCGUGUUUGAGGUCACAAUGUCCGGACGUGGUAAGCAAGGCGGCAAGGCUCGCGCCAAGGCCAAGACGCGCUCCUCGCGGGCGGGUCUCCAAUUCCCGGUGGGCCGUGUGCACCGCCUGCUCCGCAAGGGCAACUACGCCGAGCGGGUCGGGGCCGGCGCGCCCGUGUACCUGGCGGCCGUGCUGGAGUACCUGACGGCCGAGAUCCUGGAGCUGGCGGGCAACGCGGCCCGCGACAACAAGAAGACGCGCAUCAUCCCGCGCCACCUGCAGCUGGCCAUCCGCAACGACGAGGAGCUCAACAAGCUGCUGGGCCGCGUGACCAUCGCGCAGGGCGGCGUCUUGCCCAACAUCCAGGCCGUGCUGCUGCCCAAGAAGACCGAGAGCCACCACAAGGCCAAGGGCAAGUAGUGGCCCAUAUAUAACCGUUGACGAUAGCUCGCGUAAGCGGAGUCCAAACCAAAGGCUCUUUUCAGGGCCACCUAUAUUUUCUGAAGAAGAGUUUAACAUUUGUUUUUAUACUGAAUGAGAAAAUGAAACAUACUGAAAUUGCGCGCCAUUCUUACCUGUUCUUUAUCCCGGGUUGAAAGCAACACCGUACGCGAAAGCCUAAAUCUGCAGUGGAGGAUAGAUUUUGCCCCGUUUGAAAAGGAAUUUGCGGUAAUUGGAAAAAGACACCUUGCGUACCUUGUUCAAUUGUUUACCUAGUGAGUUCGCGUCUACAGCUAUAAGCUUUUGUCAGUGAAAUUUUCUGGUGCACAAAAGCGUCCCUGGCUGAGUUUAGCAGACGGCGCAGCAAGCAGCUGGCCACCAAGGCGGCCCGCAAGAGCGCGCCGGCCACCGGCGGCGUCAAGAAGCCGCACCGCUACCGGCCCGGCACGGUGGCCCUGCGCGAGAUCCGGCGCUACCAGAAGUCCACCGAGCUGCUGAUCCGCCGAGCUGCUCAUCCGCAAGCUGCCGUUCCAGCGGCUGGUGCGCGAGAUCGCGCAGGACUUCAAGACCGACCUGCGCUUCCAGAGCUCGGCCGUGAUGGCGCUGCAGGAGGGCGUGCGAGGCCUACCUGGUGGGGCUCUUCGAGGACACCAACCUGUGCGCCAUCCACGCCAAGCGCGUCACCAUCAUGCCCAAGGACAUCCAGCUCCAUACAGGUCAAUGGAGAGCUUCAUUAUAGGACAGUCUUCCCCCAUCCAAAGGCUGUCAAGAGUCACAUCCAUUUUUCCUAACAGCACACAUGCUUUGAGGCACUGCUCUCACCACCACCCUCGAUGUUGCCAAAUGAAAUGCAAUAUUGGGAUCCCAUUGGUAGGUAUGACACCAUUCUGGAGCCCGAGAAAAGUUUCUCACAUUUGGCAUGAGCCUAAAAAAGUCGGGGCUGUUGCUUCAGGGUAAUUUCUGUCACACCUUAAACUACUCAAAACAUUUAAGGGAUGUUUCCCAUAACUAGUAACUAGUGCUAUUGAAACGUAAAGUGCCCCUAAUCACACAGGCUGUUCUGCCUUACAGGCCUCAAGGUCCCAGUGGAGUAAGGAAGAUACCCUUAAGUAGCGGAUUCUGGUACGGUUUGACAAAGGGCUGCUUAGGAAUGAAGCAUCCGUGUGGUGGGCUCUGACAACCCCCGGCCUCUCCUCCCAGGAGGAAGGUCCGUUGAUAAGCACCACACCUAACUUUUCUUGCUGUUGUAACAAAAUAAGGAAAACCCCUGCCUAGGUUUUUAUUGCCCAGAGCAGAGUCUUGCCUCCUACUCCGUGUUCACUGAACUCCUUUAACUGAUGUCAUUUCAAAAAGGAAAAAAAAAAAAAAAACAUUCUUAGCAGUUUUUUCUUCGUCAUGGACACCCUUGGGUGCCUGGUGACAUUUAUGGAAAUCCUUCUCAGAAUAAUAUUUGAAGUGCAUAAAAUGCAAACAUUGCAAAAAAUGCAUCCCAUAAUUUAUCACUAUUUUUAAGAAUAAAUUUGAUAGGACUGACACGUGUGCCUCAAUAGUGAACACAUUACAUAAUACAAUCUUGGUGAGCCUAAUGACUGCCAUCAAUAAGUAAGCGAGUAAAUAAAGGUUCAAGAUAA
Molecule: messenger RNA, 2080 nt
Organism: Ailuropoda melanoleuca (giant panda)
Lineage: Eukaryota; Metazoa; Chordata; Mammalia; Carnivora; Ursidae
Product: histone H2A type 1-E
Exons: 1
Coding region: 36-428 (130 amino acids)
Cellular component (GO): nucleosome
Molecular function (GO): protein heterodimerization activity; structural constituent of chromatin; DNA binding
Source: RefSeq, a predicted model, not a curated record